UGUUACGCAUUUUGUUAGUCUACCCAGAUUCUACUGAUUCACGAACUUUGCUAUUAAACUCCAAAAAUUUUCUGUUGUUGAUAAAACGUAAACCAAAAAUAAUCCAAAUACUAGGAAAAGGCAAAAAAGGAGUUGUUUCAUCAAUCAAACCUAACCUAUCAAAUAUCAGAAACAAGAAUGACAAGACUCUAAAGAAAUAUAUUUACAUAAAGAAGAAAGAAAAAUCAAAUUAGUAAAUUUAAUAUUCUUUUUCUAUAGAUUUCGAUAAGAUCUUUGAGAAAAUUUAUAAAAAGACAAGAAUUUGGCGAGAUACAUAGCAACAUGACGGACACCAACACUGCCCGGACGAUCGUCGGAAUCAUCGGAAACGUGAUCGCCUUCGGCUUGUUUUCUGCUCCAAUACCAACGAUGGUGAAGAUAUGUAAGAUGAAAUCGGUAUCAGAGUUUAAGCCAGAUCCAUACGUAGCUACAGUUUUAAACUGCAUGAUGUGGACCUUUUACGGACUUCCUUUUGUCCAACCUGAUAGUCUCCUCGUCAUCACCAUUAAUGGGGCUGGUCUUGUCAUGGAACUCGUGUAUGUCGUCAUCUUCUUCAUCUUUGCUACCUCGCCUGUCCGCAAAAGGAUCACAAUAGCUAUGGUGAUUGAGGUGAUAUUCAUGGCUGUGGUGGUCUUCUGCACAUUGUAUUUUUUGCAUACAACAAAACAGAGAUCUAUGCUUGUUGGGAUCUUAUGCAUUAUUUUCAAUAUUAUCAUGUAUGCUUCUCCUUUAACCGUCAUGGCACUUGUAAUAAAGACAAAGAGCGUGAAGUACAUGCCGUUCUUCUUGUCAUUAGCCAACUUCAUGAAUGGAGCUAUUUGGAUUGUUUAUGCAUGUCUAAAAUUUGACCUCUAUAUUUUGAUCCCAAAUGCUCUUGGAUGCCUAUCAGGAACAAUACAAUUUAUAUUAUACGCACUUUACUAUAAAACAACUAACUGGAGCGACGAUGAUGAAGAUAAAGAAAAGAGCAAUUUGAAUGCUGAAAUCGAGCUUUCCCAAGCUUGAUAAUUUCAGCUACGGAUUGAACUUUUCCAUUUUUCUUCUGUUUUACAAGAAGCUUCAUCGUUAGGUUUAGUAAGACCAGCUUCAUCGUUAGGUUUAGUAUCGGAAGAAAUGCCACCGAAAAUACAAAAAUAAUGAAGAAGAGGAACCACCCUUGAAGUUAAAAGUUUCUUGAGUACGAAGAAAGAAAGGGGUUUCAUUUUUUUUUUGUUGAAAUUUGAAAUGAUUAUAACUUUGACGAAGUUGUGAAUCUUAUGUAAUUUUGUUACAUUAUUAGAUUAUUUUAUAACACUUUUGGAGAAAAAAACUCGUCGAUUACGGUUUGAUGUUUAAGAUCAGAGUAACAGAGGUUCUCUUGUCUUAGGUUUUGUUGUGGUUCUGGCCGGUUAAGGAUCCUUGAACCUGAAAUCAAAUAGUGUAUUUACUCACCAAGUCUAGUAUAUUAGGAGCCUGUGACCGAAACUGCUGGCUCUUGCCUUACACAAGAGAGCUUAUCAGGCUGCUAAAUCAUCGCUUCCAUCUGGUUUAAACUGAUUCAAGAACAACUUUAAUUUUGCAACCGAUUAUUCCCAACAAAAAGAAAUGCUUGUAAGAUGAAAAAAAGAAAGAGUUGUGACGAUGGAUUUUGAAAAUUCAUAUGGUAAUGACAUAAAUUAAAAAACAAAAGAGAAAAAAUAAGCAGGAGUGGGUGGAUCGCUUUGUGCUUUAAACAAAGAGCAAAAGGCAAAACAAUGCUUUUAAUAUUUUACUUUUUUGUUACUUUAAAGAGAGAAGACAUUUGAUUCAAAUGGGAAUGCUCAAAAAACUACAAAAUAUUUGACAAGACUGAAAACAAAAAUAAUUGAUAGAGAUCAAUGACGCUCUACUUUAAUGAAAUACCCUUUUAUGCUAUUACAUGUAUUGACUAAAAAUUCGUGAUUAGUAAGAAAAUCUAACAGAACUGAAAAAUGCAUAUCGCAUGCGUGUAUUUUAUUUAGUAAGCUGGUAUAUUACUUUAGCAAUAUGGAAUCUUUAUGGAUAGUAAAAAGAGCAAAUAAAAUCAGCUAACACAUCUUAUGAUUGCGUCAUAAGUAACAUCUGAGUGCACACUGAUUAUCCAUUGUGACACGCGGUGAAUCACUAUUGGUUAACAAUAUCUAGGUGCAGCAGGUGCACUAGUAGAAGCGUCACAGUGGAUCACUGAGGCGUUUAAUUCUCCACGAAGAAAUAAGAAAGUGGGUCCCGCUCACCUUUCCUCUUUUUCCAUUGCCGCGAAAAUAAAUUA
This is a messenger RNA of Brassica napus (rape), 2305 nucleotides long. Its product is annotated as bidirectional sugar transporter SWEET5-like. Gene Ontology annotation, cellular component: membrane. Lineage: Eukaryota; Viridiplantae; Streptophyta; Magnoliopsida; Brassicales; Brassicaceae. The transcript is spliced from 6 exons. Gene Ontology annotation, biological process: carbohydrate transport. The record is from RefSeq and is a predicted model, not a curated record. Gene Ontology annotation, molecular function: sugar transmembrane transporter activity. Bases 322 to 1044 code for a protein of 240 amino acids.